This is a messenger RNA of Nicotiana tabacum (common tobacco), 444 nucleotides long. The record is from RefSeq and is a predicted model, not a curated record. Lineage: Eukaryota; Viridiplantae; Streptophyta; Magnoliopsida; Solanales; Solanaceae.
AUGGUAUUCUGGGAGGGUGGGGGAAGGAACGGGAUAGGUAUCUUGGUUGAUAAGGACCUCCGUGAACUAGUGGUAGAGGAUAGGAGGGUGAAUGAUAGGCUGAUGACUAUUAAGAUAGUUGUUGAAGGUUUUACUUUGAAUAUAAUCAGUGUGUACGCACCCCAAGCAGUCUUGGAUAAGGAAGUCAAGAGGCAUUUUUUGGAGGAUUUGGAUGAGAUGGUGCGUGGUAUCCCACAUACCGAGAAGCUUUUCAUAGGAGGAGAUUUCAACAGUCACAAUGGAGCGACGUCUGGUGGGUAUGAUGAUAUGCAUGGUGGCUUUAGUUUUGGAGAUAGAAACAGAGGAGGAACCUCUCUGCUGGACUUUGCUAGAGCAUUUGAUUUGGUGAUAGCAAACUCGAGUUUCUCGAAGAAGAGGGAGCACUUGGUCACCUUCCGGAGUUAG